CACAGGAGAAAGCAGGAGAAUACAGGAGAAACCAGGAGAACAAAGGAGAAACCAGGAGAAACCAGGAGAAUACAGGAGAAAGCAGGAAAAAGCAGGAGAAACCAGGAGAAUACAGGAGAAUACAGGAGAAAGCAGGAGAACACAGGAGAAAGUAGGAGAACACAGGAGAAAGCAGGAGAAAGCAGGAGAAUACAGGAGAAAGCAGUAGAAUACAGGAGAAAGCAGGAGAAUACGGGAGAAACCAGGAGAAUACAGGAGAAACCAGGAGAACACAGGAGAAAGCAGGAGAACAAAGGAGAAAGCGGGAGAAUAUAG
Branchiostoma belcheri (Belcher's lancelet) is the source of this 315-nucleotide messenger RNA. Its product is annotated as trichohyalin-like. Lineage: Eukaryota; Metazoa; Chordata; Leptocardii; Amphioxiformes; Branchiostomatidae. The transcript has a single exon. The annotation marks the transcript as partial. The record is from RefSeq and is a predicted model, not a curated record.